AUGCAUGUACCUCAUGGUAUCAAUCUGUGUUUCGCAACUUCUUCCGUGCCCUUUCAGGUGGAAUCUUUCAUUGAGCUGGGUACUGGAGAAUUGAACCCCCCUGUGACAUCUGAAAAGUUAUCUGCUAUCUCACAAGCUGUUAAUGAUGCUGGAGCAGUUGAAGGUACUGACAUUAAUGGAAAAUUGGUUCAAAAACCUAAGAGGAAAAAACAUAGGCCAAAGGUCAUUAAAGAAGGAAAAUCAGCAACGUUGCAGAAGCCUAAAACUCAAAAGCCUCCCAAGGAAAAUGGGAAUCAGCCUACUGGAAAGAGGAAUUAUGUCAGGAGGAAGGGACUAAGCGCACCAGCUGAACAAAUUCCAUCAGCAGGUGCUGAUACACACACUAGAGCUAAACCAGGAGUAGCCCAAAGAUGUUUGGACUUUGAUGUAAAGGACCAGCAUGGACAUUUGGAUCUGGUAUCACAAACCCAGGAAACGGAGAUACAGACUUGUCCUGGGGACACACAGCCAUCAAUAUCUGGAGUUGAAAAAAGUAAUGUCCAGGUAUCAUGCCAGUGGGGUGGUACAAGAAGUUCUAUUAUUUCAGUUGACCCAAUAGUUGAUAUACAAGGAGUACGGACAGAUUGCGUGCCUAAAAGAGUCAAUUUUGAUCUGAACAAUUCUAUAGCAAGUCAGAUGCCAACCAAUUAUUCUAGUCUAAUGGACAGCUCUGUAAAAUUUUUCCAGUUUGGUUUAAGAGAAAAAGUUCAAACAAAUCAGUUACUGGAUUCUAAUUCUAGUCUGCCAGUUAGAUGUGUCUCUCAUCUCACCAGCUCGGUAGAUCAUAUGCGACGCCCAUCAGCGAAUUUUGACCAAUACAUAAGCACAUCUCAAGAUUGUACAGAAAAAUCACCAAUACAUUAUCAGAUGCUUAGUAAUUAUAGAAUUCCAGAAAAUAUGGCAGCAGCUUCUCAGUAUACCGAAAGGGUGUCAGUGGGGGGCAAUUUCAAUCCUGAAGCUUGUAUAGCCGAAGGCGCAAUAAUCAAACAAAUGGCUCAAUGCUAUAGACUUCCAGAAAUUCCAUUUGUACCUCCCAAGCAUAAUGAAAGGGAUGUGAUGAAUGGAAAUCUGAACGAGUUUUCUGUGGAGAAUGAUUACUUGAAGUUUUCUACCAAUAGUAACUACCAAACUGGAGCAGCUUUUGGUUUUCAUGAUUCUCCAGGCUAUUCAGAUGUUCUUGCAAUGGGUAAAAAAAGAGAACACAAUGCUACCAGUGGUCAUCAGAUUUCUUUUGGCAUCGACUUUAUUAACUCAAAUAGAACAAGGAAGUUCUGUAGUGAUGACCCCCUUUCCACUAGCUCCCAAACAUCUUAUUAUCCUGAAGCAUGCAAAAGGAUGAGACCAGAGGAUCAUAGCAAUCACCUAAACGGAACUACGGGAAAGCUUUCUUCCUCAUCAGCAUUUUCUGAUGGUUCGAACACAAAUAAAGUUUCAGCUAUGAACCCUGGAAUUGGUACCUUGGCUGACAUACAAAGGUUGAUGGCCCUUGAGAAAUCACAAGCUUCCCAGCAAAUGAUUGACUUUGUUACGUCACAGAACAACAUGAUCCAUGAACGUACUGGAUUUUCUCUGCAAAAUAUUACUGACAAAGGAUUUAUUGCUUUACCUAAUAAACAGUUCCGAAGCUUCACUGCACAGAACGUACCAUUGCCUGGCAGUACUGUAAACCAAUUGGGAGAGAGUAAUAUCCUGAGGAAUGGAGUGCAUCAAAUUCAACCUUGGGAAAUUACAUCUAGGCCACAUCACUCUAGUGACAUUUUUGCUUUAUCAAAUAAAUGGUCUGGAUACUUAACAACAGGAAACACACAGUUAUCGAGCGGCACAGUGAAUCCAUCCACAGAAAACUAUAUUCAGAGUAAUGCUAUUCAUCAACAUCAAUGCUUAGAAAACGUUGUGGCUAAGGUGCCAGUCUUGUCUGAAACACACAAUGCUUCCAGUCAAGAGGGCCAUAACCACUGCAUUGCUACUACUGCUGAUGAGCAUAUCAGAACUACAAGUGAUGAAGUUGUUAGAUCCCUUACCCAACGAGCAAGCCAACCAACCACAAAUGGGAACUACAAUCUUAACUCUUCUAGAGUAACUGCAGAAGCAAACAUCACUGCGAAGCCAAGAAAAAGGGGCCGUCCAAGAAAAGUAGUAAACCUCAAUGGUAUUACUUAUGCUUCUGAACCUUCCACUGGAAUUACUCCUAGGAUGUCAACUGUGGAGUCGAAAAGUUCUGACCAAGAUAAGGAGAUUCAUGGAGGUGUCAUUCCUCAAGCUACAGCAGCAUCAGUUGAUCCUUUAGAUGGCAUAAUUCAAAAGAUUAAGCUCUUAAGCAUAAACGGACCAGACAAGGUUGUGGCAGAGGUACCCAAAAAUGCUCUUGUUCCUUAUGAAGGUGAAUUUGGUGCACUGGUUGCAUUUGAGGGGAAGACAAAGAAAAGCUGUUCUCGGGCCAAAGUGAACAUAGAUCCGGUCACCACUAUGAUGUGGAACUUAUUAAUGGGGCCAGAUAUGGGUGAUGGUGCUGAAGGGUUGGACAAGGAUAAAGAGAAGUGGCUUGACGAAGAAAGAAGAGUGUUCAGAGGACGGGUUGAUUCAUUCAUUGCUCGUAUGCAUCUAGUUCAGGGGGACAGGCGUUUCUCUCGAUGGAAAGGAUCAGUCGUGGACUCAGUUGUGGGUGUAUUUCUUACCCAGAAUGUUUCAGAUCAUCUUUCUAGUUCUGCUUUCAUGGGGGUUGCUGCCAAAUUUCCUGCUAAGACAGAGGUCCCUGAAAAACCUGUGGCUGAGGUGUCUCAUACUCCUCCUGAACAGAAGGAUAGUUGUCCUGGACUGUUUGGUGAUUCUAUCAAAUUGCAGGGCAAGAUAUCCAUUGAAGAGAUAAGUGACGUUAGAUCAUUAAUUACUACAGAAGAUAAUGAAGAAAGUAAUAGUAACGAAUUGAUUGGAAGCUCUGCCGGGUAUGGAGUAAACUGUGCAACUGGAGGAUGCCAUGUCUCUUAUAGGAAGUCACUAACUGGAUCCCAUGGAAAUGGGCUAUCAGGAUAUGUUUUUCCAACCACCGGCUUGUCAAGUGUGGUAGAAACUGAAGAUGGAUCAUUGGAGGAUGUUAUUUCUUCUCGAAAUUCUGCUGUUUCUUCCCAGAAUUCCCCAGAUUACCUCUUUCGUAGAAUCGAUCCAAUAGGUUCUAGUUCGUUGCAAAAUUUCACCGAAGAGGGCUGUAUCAUGAGAAAUAUAUCCAACGGGACUGGCAGCUCAACUGACUACACAGCAUUUCUGCCUAUUCAAGAUCCAAAACGCAUGCUUGGAUUAUCAGAAUAUUAUGGACUUAAUCCUCUUCCAGUUUCAGGUGUGAACAAGGGUGUGUUGCUUGAUCUAAACAGAUCAUAUCAGCCAUUGCAUACUUCUAUGCCCUAUGUUCAGAAUAGCGAGUCUUAUUUCACAGGUGUGUCAUGUUUCAGCCAUAUGGAUAAAUCAUUCCACACCGGCCCUGAUAGAGUGAAUCUUUCCAGUGUUACACAAUCUGAGGCUAGUCUUUACCCCACUGAUCCUUUGCAACAAGGCAACUUUUCACCAGUAAUUAAACAAAACUUCCAACCAUUACAUAGUUCAGACAAAGUGCCAUUUUUCAAGGAGCACUCUUCCUGUGGAAAUGAAGCUCCUUUUGUGGAACCACUUGUGUAUUCAAAUCGUCAAGAGGUGUACACUACCUCAACAGAUCAAAUGGGUGCUGAACAAUUUCAAUCAGGAUGUGGCCAACAGGACAAUGAUGCCAGAAUUCAGACAGCAUCACAUGAAAGACAUCAAUCUUCAACCUUGUGUGAAAACCAGAACUCUCAUUCAGAGGUCUUGCAAGGAGUUGCUUCAGGCUCAACACUGAAUUUCAUUGAUACUCAAAAGGGGCCGUCAGAAGCUCAACAAAAUGGAUCAAAAGCUAAGAAGGUACGGGGCCGACCUAAAAGGAAAACUUAUGACUGGGACAGUUUACGAAAAGAAGUGCUUUGUAAUGGUGGGGAUAAACAAAGAAGUCAUGAUGCAAGGGAUACUGUUGAUUGGGAGGCAGUUAGGCAAGCAGAAGUGCGGGAAAUAUCUGAAACUAUCAGAGAGAGAGGAAUGAAUAACGUGCUAGCAGAACGGAUAAAGGAAUUCCUGAACCGAUUGGUGACAGACCAUGGAAGCAUUGAUCUUGAAUGGCUAAGAGAUGUUCAACCGGACAAAGCAAAGGACUUCCUUCUAAGCAUUAGAGGGCUUGGACUCAAAAGUGUUGAGUGCGUUCGCCUCUUGACGCUACAUCAUAUGGCUUUUCCAGUGGACACAAAUGUUGGUCGGAUAUGUGUGAGGCUUGGAUGGGUGCCACUUCAACCACUGCCAGAGUCUCUUCAGUUGCACCUAUUGGAAAUGUAUCCCAUGCUGGAACAAAUACAGAAGUACCUUUGGCCUCGACUAUGCAAGCUAGAUCAACGUACAUUGUAUGAGCUUCACUACCAAAUGAUUACUUUUGGAAAGGUUUUCUGCACAAAAAGUAAGCCUAAUUGCAAUUCAUGUCCAAUGAGAGCUGAAUGUAAGCACUUUGCUAGUGCAUUCGCAAGUGCUAGGCUUGCUCUUCCUGCACCCAAAGAAAAACGUUUGGCUACAUCGGAAGAUCCAAAUGUUGUAGAGUUUUGUCACCAAAUAUACAUAAAUUCAGGGACUGUUGGCCAACUUGAGUGGAGUGCAAAUUAUCCUAAGCAUGCUGUUUCUGAUAACCAUCAGCCAAUCAUUGAGGAACCACUGAGCCCAGAACCUGAACCUGAAAAUGUAGAGGCAAAGGAGGGUGCAAUAGAGGAUUUCUUUUGUGAAGACCCUAAUGAAAUUCCUACCAUUAAUCUUAAUAUUGAGGAGUUUACACAAAACUUGAAGAACUAUAUGCAAGCAAACAAUGUUGAGAUUGAAUAUGCUGACAUGUCAAAGGCAUUGGUUGCCAUCACCCCUGAUGCUGCUUCCAUUCCAACUCCAAAGUUCAAGAAUGUCAGUCGUCUGAGGACAGAACACCAAGUGUAUGACAUUGGCCUUGAUAAAAUUGAAUGUCAUUGA
This is a messenger RNA of Miscanthus lutarioriparius, 5094 nucleotides long. Lineage: Eukaryota; Viridiplantae; Streptophyta; Magnoliopsida; Poales; Poaceae. The record is from the annotation of a GenBank genome assembly.